Molecule: messenger RNA, 8910 nt
Organism: Symbiodinium sp. CCMP2592
Lineage: Eukaryota; Dinophyceae; Suessiales; Symbiodiniaceae
Source: the annotation of a GenBank genome assembly
AUGGCUGCUCCCCCGACUGAACCAGGCUCUUCAAGCCAACAGGUUAUGACUGCCCAAGUUACGGAAGCUACUCCGCUGAGUAGGGGUGUCGGCCACAGCACACUCGAAGGAGAACUGAGGGGCCCCGAUUAUGGCGGCCAGCAGUCUAUGCCGCCACAGCUGCCGAACGGAGUGACAAGGGCCUCUCCCACGUCUUCUAUGCGCACGGUGGACGGUAUAGAGUCGUUGCCUUACAGUCCUGCAGUGGAUUCUUCGACCAGACCGGGUCAGGCUUUUUUCCAAGAGGCCUGGCCAGCCCAACCGCGAGACCCCGAUGUGGGAUCAUCGGAAUCCAGAAGUGGAGAAGGUGUACCAGCAGCUUUCAGGUGGGUGCAUCGACUUGGUGAUUUUCUGCGUUCGCACUCUGCUAUGGAAACCUUUACGACGAUGACAAGGCAACAGCUGGUGAGUCCAGCUAAUGGUGGCGGAGGUUUCGUGCUGCAACAGCAGAGGGUGCAGAGGACAACAUCGCCUACGGCAUCCCGUUCUGGAAGGCAGUUGGAUGGAAGUGCGACCGACCAAGGAGGAGGUCUACCAUUGCCGGUGGAAGAGAGUCCGCCGUUGUUCGGACGAGCAGCAGCAAGGAGGAUGGAGGAGUGGGCAGCGCAAGCUCCGCUGCUUCAUGGAUCCAGUUCUCGACCAGCUCUUCAAGAUGACGUUUCGUCGAACUCUAUACCACGUGAAGUGGUGGAAGAGGAGGUUCGGCGCCAAGUUCAGCUGGCUCUCCAGAGCCACCAACAAGGGAUGAUGGAUCUGCGAGAAGAAAAUCAGCGACUUCGGGAUCGGUUGUCGUCUACUCCUACGGUUUCGUACCUGAAGGCACUCGGGCUCAUCCGGCAGAGCAUGGAGUAUCAGGCGGUGAUCGGGCCUUUGCAACCAGUCGCGCAGUACCAGAAGGCAAUCGGGCUUAUCCUGCAGAUCAUGGAGUAUCAGGCGGUGAUCGGGCCUUUGCAACCAGUCGCGCAGUACCAGAAGGCAAUCGGGCUUAUCCUGCAGAUCAUGGAGUAUCAGGCGGUGAUCGGGCCUUUGCAACCAGUCGCGCAGUACCAGAAGGCAAUCGGGCUUAUCCUGCAGAUCAUGGAGUAUCAGGCGGUGAUCGGGCCUUUGCAAACAAUCAACCAGUACCUGAAGGCACUCGGGCUUAUCCUGCAGAUCAUGGAGUAUCAGGCGGUGAUCGGGCCUUUGCAACAAUCAGCCAGAAGUUCCGAAGAACAUCUUCACAGGUCGUCUGAGAGAGCCGCUCAGGAGCUUGAGCGCAGAUCGAAGGCCAAGGUUGGCACGGAGUCCAACACGUGGUGUCCUACAAUCGCCGAGGGUCUGAGUGAUGGAGAUAUUGGCGGUGUUCGUCCCACUGAAGCUGCCUAUCGGCCUUCGCCCACAGUGGAAGGGGUCACGUUCGGAGACUAUGGUCUUGGUUAUCCUCCUGGUCUGGGAGCACAACCUCCUCGAGCACCUCGAGAAGAACUGGUGGAUCGUGGCGGCGUCCAAGGGUCUACUCCGACAGAGGAACCGAAGGAAACUGAAAGGGGGGCCACUGCCCCUAACCCUUUAGAUGUGCUGAUCACGGGGAUGAGUCAGCUGCAGCAGGUCUUGCUCAAGCAGAAGGGUGAGACCAUGGACAUCGAGCCGAAGGCGGUACAGGAGUUGGCUAAGCUCCCAGAGUACACCCCGGAGUCCGGCGCUACAGACUUUCAGGACUACUUGUACCUGGCGGAGCAGCAGAUUGGGAGCCUGGCAUCGGGAGCGGGGGACUGGUGGCAACGGACGUUGAGUGUGGCCCAGAAGGCUUAUGCGGAGUACCAGUCCCUGUCGCCGAUGAAACGACUAAGUGUGCAGGUGACCUUGCCCGCGGACCUACGGGAGGACAAGUACAAGCGACUGGAGCGCAAGGUGGCUUCCUUGAUGUUGGGGUCUUUACCUCGUGGAGUUCGAGAUGAGCUUGUGGCGCACAGAGUGCAGGGGGUCCAUCAGAUCCUCUUCAGGUUGAUGGUGGUCUUCCAACCGGGCGGUGCUCAGGAUCGCGCACAGCUUCUUCGGCAGUUGGAUGUGAACGAGUCCAGCGCGGGCCCGGCAGAGGCGGUGAUAGCAAUCCGGCGAUGGUACCGGCUCCUUCAGAGGGCAUCCGACCUCAACAUAGCGUUGCCAGAUGAGUCGCUGCAGGUGAGGUCGUUGUCUAACAUUGUAAAGAAGACCGCGGACCAGUAUGCCGACUUCAAGUUCCGAGUGGCUUUGGCGAAGACGGAGCUGCAGAUUGACUCGAGGCCGAGUCAAUCGAACGUGAUGAGGUUCCUCCAGCACCUUUUGGCGGAGCUUGAGCAGUUGGGUGGCGGGUCCAGACGCGGCCCAGCAACCACGUCCUCUACUACCACAGCGGGAUCUGGAGCGACGGCUCCCGCGGGCUCUUCUACCACCUUGAAGGGAAUGCAGCAGAGCGUUGAGGAUGCAAAGGGCAAAGGAAAGGCUACGCCCCCUGCGCCUAAGAAGGCUUGCCAGUGGUUUGGUACCGAUGCUGGAUGCAGGAAUGGCAAGUCGUGUGGGUUUACCCACUCGUGGCAAGGGUUGAACCGUACAGAGCGAUGUUUGCUCUGUGGGAGCAAGCAGCACCGGGCGAAGGAUUGCGCUACGAAGGACAAUCCGCCUUCGCCUACACGUGCUCCACCUCCACCACCAAAGGCGACGGCAGCAGCUUUAUCCACUACUUCUUCGACCACGGCUGUGAGCGGAACUCCAGCGGCGAAGGCGGCUGCGGUGCCACCGAUUGUGGUUCCUGAUUCGGCCACCCCCAUUGGGAGCGCUACCUCUAAUGGAAACAAGAUCGACGCGGCCAAGAUGACGGAGAUCCUGACCGAGACGAACCGGAUGCUGAAGACCUUGACGGAGCAGCAGGUUUCGGAACAAUCUACUACGGCACCUCCUACGGAUCCUCUGGUGUUGAUUCAGCAGCAGUUGGAUGAGGUUCGAAGGAUGAAGGUGAUUCAAGUGAAGGGACCUGAGAGCUCUACGGCGCCCUUCUCCAGUGCGGUGGCUUGGUAUGAAGCAAGGUUGAGUGCUUCUACGUGUGCUCAGCCCUCCGCUGCUGAGGAGGGCGAAGCGCUCUUGGACAGCGGGGCCAGCCACGCCUACAGACCAGCCUUGUUACCUCAAGAUGCUACGACAACCAAGACGGUUACGGUGACAUUGGCAACUGGAGAAGAGCGGAAUCUUGCUCAGACGGGCGGCGGCACGCUACUGGGGGAGGAAGGGUCAGAAGCCAUUGUUCCGAUGGGGCAGCUGGUGCGACUUCUGGGCUGCCGCAUUUCAUGGACCCCGUCGAAACUCACAGUUAUCCACCCAGUCCAUGGACGCUUGCAAGUUCGACUAAGGGGCCAGUGUCCGGUGAUGCCCGUUUCCCAGGCGAUGACCUUGAUUUCGGAGCUCGAAGAAGCAAGGAUAAAGGAGUUUGAGAAGACCGUUGCAGACCUGAGGUCUCAAGUGCGUGUGCUCCGUGAACGGGGCAGGGAAGAUUGGAGCUGGCAGCGGCACUUGAAGUCGUUUUGUGAAGAGGGCGACCGUACGUCUAUGGCAGGUUUCCUUCACACGUGCCCGGUCUUUGCGGCCCUUCCCCCAGAAGUUCUACUUGGUCUUCCUGAGGCGGUUCCGCCGACCUUGAAGGAUGGGUGGAAGAUGCUGAAAGGGCUGCCUUGGUCCAGAGCGAAGCGCAAGGUUUUGUUCCAGAGUGACAGCUGGGUUGUCCACCUGUGUGCGGGAGACAAUCGAUCUUGGGAGGCUAAGGAGCAGCAGUCUAUGAGACGGGCUAUGUGGAGUAGUUCCUUGACUGGGAGCGAUGUGAUCGUCGAUGUGGACAUCGCAGACUCCAAGCACAUGGAUUUGUUACAGCAAGGUGCUGUGUUUCGUGUGUUGGCAUGGGCCGCGAUGCAUGGGAAGAUCAAGGCGGUUGUUGGCGGGCCCCCAAGGCACGGCUUCCCGUCUGCUGAGAAGGAGGUGAACUAUACGCCGCACCAACUCAAGGAAAUGAAGCUGGCAGUGCGCCUUCUGUCUUUGUGGUACAUUGCUGAAGCCGGACGAUGUGAGGCUUGGAAAAAGGGGGCAUUGAAGCAGAUGCCUUUGAAACCUCACGUUGGACUGAUGUUGGAGCACCCGGCGGCGCAAGAGGGGCAGCGUUCAAUCUUUGAUCACUUGCUCUGGAAGUCCUUCGCUGAGGAGGAGCUGAUGGGAGAGGUGAAGAUCGUGAUGAAUGGCCGGAAAACAGUCCUGGGGAGCAACUUAAACCUUUGGCAUCUUGAAGGGGCUUCUUUCGGAGCGCUGACCCCGGGAACUCCCGGUUGCUCAGUGUGGCCGAUGGAGCUGGUGGCUCAUGUUGCUGGUGCUCUAAGGAGUUGGGCGGGACUACGUCAUCGUGAAGGACUCUUGGCCUCGCUAACAAGAAGGUUGCAAUCUCCCGAGGAUGCGAAGGGUGGCUUGGCAAAGUUUGAUGUGGGCGAAUGGAAGCUACAUUUGCAACGUGAUCAUCUGCCCUAUAGGAGAGACUGUCGGGUUUGCAUCGAGCGAGCCAGUGGAAAACCUCACCGCAAGGUCACGCACCCGUCGGCGUACAGUUUGGCAGUGGAUGCAGCUGGUCCCUUCAGAGUGAGGGGCGCGGGUGGCUACAAGUACCUGAUGGUCGGUUGCUACAGAUUUCCUAAGAUGGCGGGAAUUGGAGAGAAGAAAGAACCGGCAGUCCCUGAUGGAGAGAUCGCUCCCGGCCCUGAUGAUGGUGGUGAUUGGAUUUCUGACGGCGAUCCAGUUGUUCCUGGGAUCGGUGACCCGAUGGAGGAAGGGAUGGCCGAUGUGGGACUUGAGGAGGCCAAACCGGAGGAGGAGCACUCUUUAGACAAGGAGGUCGAGGCCCUUAGGGAGCUUGCCAAGCCGCUUGAGUUCUCCUCGGUGUACCUAGCCAGACCGAUGAAGUCCAGAAGCAAGGCGGAUGCGCUUAGAGCUGUUCAAGAACUUUAUGUACAACUUCGGAGCCAAGGGUUUCCAGUUUGCAAGCUGCACAUGGACAGGGCACGCGAACUUCAAACAGAUGCGCUCGAAGCAUGGGCUGCGGCACGGGACAUUGAUGUGACCCGGACCCAAGGUUCGGAUCCACCCGCCAAUGGGACGGCAGAGAGGGCUGUUGGCUACUUAAAGUCUCGUAUGCGAGUUCUUCUGGGCCAAGCGAAACAACUUGGUGACGUCGAUGAUGAGACGUUGCGUUCAUGGUGGCCUUUUGCAGCCGAGACAGCAGUUGCCCAGCAUCAAGCCCUGGUCUUUCAGCGAAAACUACCUACGGUGGCCCGCUUUGGCUCCAAGGUUUUUACCAAGAGGAAGGGCUAUGGAGUCGGAGGUCGUUUCGAUCUACAACCUCGUUGGCUGUCGGCUACUUACCUGGGUCCGGCCCGUUCCGUUCCAGGGGGGCACUUGGUGUUCACCGAUGAGGGGAACCUGUGGUACACCACCCAUAUUCGUCAGUUCGAGGACCCUCCGGCCGAGGACGAAGCUUACGAAGCUGAGGCCGAUGAGCCUGUCCCGCCUGCUAGGCGAGUUCGACGGAAAUCUUCAAUUGUUGACCUUGCAGGUGGAGUUGGUUUGAUGCCAGGGAUGAGUGGCGAGCCUCUCGGGGACGGUGCUGCUAAGGCCGGGUUGAAGUCGAUUGUGAAGGUCGCGGAGCAAUCUACCAGUUCGUCGUCAGAUGAGGUGGCGUCCGAGGCGAUGGUGCUUGACGGGUUUGAGGUGCCCUCGGAGUUCUCCCAGAAGGUUAAGGGUGACGGCGAUCAAAGUGAUCUAGCAGCAGAAUUUCUACGUGAUGGCCGUUUUACAAUGGAGGACUGCCUAAGGGUCUUGGAAAAUGAAAGGUUCCUGAAGACCAGGAAGCAGAGAGCCUCGGCAUGGAAGGACAAUGAGGCACCCCAAGUGCAUACCACGUUGGGUGCAUAUCAGCGGGGACCUUGGUCGGGUGUUACGACAGCUACUACCAGGCAUCGAUCAUUGACUGAGUACUUGGUCGCGCUGUACCAGCACCAUUGUGGUCCGGGUGUUACUUUUACCUCUAUGACCGUGGCUAGAGACUUGUGCACGGAUGCCCACCGAGACAAAUUCAACCUACGCAACUCCAAGAACUAUGUGAUCACCGUUGGGAAUUUCUCCGGAGGUGGAAUUUGGCAGGAGGGUGUUUGCGACGGCAGUCCACAAGUUUCCAUUGAGACGGAAGGUGGCAAGGUUGUGAACGGGUUCGUCAGUCCGGUACACAACCGGGUUGUGAAUGUGGACCCAAAGAAACUACACAAAACCAUGCCCUGGGAAGGUGGCCCAAAGUGGACGAUCAUUGCGCACACCGUUGGGUACCAUGGGAAACUGAGCGAGGACCAUAGAGGAUGUUUGAGAGAUCUUGGUUUUGUGUUGCCCUCCAAUCCGGAGCUGAAGGUGAUGAAGACACCAGAUGUUCAAGUCCGUGAAGGCGGUGGGGAGGCAUCAUUGGACAUUCCAGGACAAUUUCCUCCUUCCGAUGAUCCUGAGGAGGAGCUAUGGACUCGAAUUUGGACAAGAAGGCUCCUGGAUGAGGAGGAGGUUCUGGCAGCUGCGGUUCCUUCCAAAUGGUCCGAAGAUUUCAAGGGAGUGUCCGAGGCGAACAUGAAGGUCGCUGAGGAGUAUGAUCAACUCGAGAGGUUGUGCAAGGACCGCUAUGAUGUCGAGGGAUGGCUCACGUUGUGUAAGCUAGCCGCGAGGGUUGUUUACACUGUGCCAUUGGAGGAAGUCAAGCAGUUCAUUGGGAGGUGGACUGAGGCCAUAGUGAAGGAGGCGGAUGCCCUGAUCAAGGCUAAGGCUUUGGUACCUUUGUCUCAGGAGGAGCAGCGUGCGCUCGAAGCAAGCGGAAAAUUAGUCAUCCUUCCGGCAAAGGGGGUGUUCACUGUGAAGCCGCCUGAUCAAGAACGACUAGUCGGUGAUGAUGGUCAACCUGUUCCUCCUGGUGAUCCCUCCUUCUACAAGAGAAAAGCGAGGCUUGUUAUCUGCGGAAACUUUCAAGGAAAGCAAGCUCAGGAGGACUCCUAUGCGGGAGGUUGUCAGACGGACAGCCUUCGAAUCAUGCUUGUGCGCUGUGCCGUACUAGGUUGGUUCAUUGCCUCGACCGACAUUCGCAAUGCCUUUAUCCUUGCUCCGAUCCAGGAAGAAGAUGAGGAGGAGGACACGGUCUAUGCUCUUUACGCCCCAAAGGUCCUUGUGCUUGCCAAGGUUGAGUACGCUCUUCGGCUGUGGAGAGUUGAUCGUGCUCUUUAUGGUUUUCGUCGCUCUCCUAGACUUUGGGGAAGGUUCAGAGAUAAGCGUUUGAGGUCGGCAAAGAUCGAGUUUGAGGGUGGCUACAUCUACUUGUCUCAGCAUAAGGCCGACGAGAACAUUUGGUCGGUUAAGGUCGUGUCAGCCGAGGGUGAAGAAAAGGUACGAGCCUACAUCAAUGUGUAUGUCGACGACAUCCUGUACAUCGGAGAAGUUCCGGUGAUCGAAGCGGUGCAGAGGUGGCUGACCAGUGAAUGGAAGGCCUCCGAGUUGUCGUGGGCUUCUGAAAAGGUUGACAUCAGGUUCUUGGGCCUGGAGAUCGGGCGAACCAAAUGUGGAGGCGUUCGGAUUCACCAGGGAGGCUACAUUGAUGAGCUGCUGAGGCAUCACAACAUGACUGAGGCAAGGGGCUACCUUACUCCGUGUCCACAAGAAUGGCUUCUUGGUGAAGCAGAAUGCCCUGAGGAGGAGCAUCCUCUGGAAACUUUGAGGAGAGCUCAAACCUUAACGGGUGAAGUUCUCUGGCUGAGUGGUAAGUCAAGGCCUGACCUCAUGCAUGCGAUUGCAACUAUGUCGUCUUGGUGUUUGCGGAAUCCUUCGUUGGUGGAGCGGAUUGGUGUGAGAGUUUUGGGGUACUUGAAGCAAACCCGAAACUUAGGUCUCGUGUACGAGCCAACAAGAGCCGACCACUACAUCGAGGGCUUCUCGGAUGCAUCCUUUGCACCAAGUGGAAGUCGGAGUGUUGGUUGCAGCUUGACUCGAUAUCUGGGUCAGCCAGUUGCCUGGCGCUCCGGACGGCAGGCCCUAGUUUCCUUGUCUGUUGCUGAAGCGGAAUUGAUCGAGGCUGUCAGUACUGUUCAACUUGCUUACGGUGUGGCUUCAAUCACAGAGGAGAUUCAUGGAGGCCCACCCGAGAUCGUCAUCAAGGUUGACAAUACUGCAGCGAUAGGGUUGUGUAACGAGAGCAGUGGUACUUGGAAGACGCGCCACCUCAAGGUGAGGGCUUUCCACCUGAGGGAAGCAGUCCGGUCCAAGGAACUUCGCGUUGAACACAUCCCUGGACUUCAGCAGUUAGGGGACUUGGGAACCAAGGCGUUCCACCGACCUCGACUGCAAGAGCUUCUUCGUCUUUGGGGCCUACUGGAGCCAGGAGAUUCUUCGACUAUUGAAGUUGAAGGAGGCCAUUCCCAUAAGGCGCGAGUGAACGGCACAAUGGCUGUGCUGGCCAAACUGGUGUUGCUUAUGGGGUGGAUGGUUCAAGGAUCCAGGGCGUCUGAAACAGACCGUGGAGCGGGACUGGAAGUGAGUUUCCCCUGGGAGAUGUAUGCUGUCGGGGGCCUCAUGUUGGUUGCUUCGAUAGCCGUGUGGGAAGGAGUCAAGUGGAGGUUGCAGCAGACGAUUUCCGAAGAGGUUGCGCGCUACGAUCUGGAUUCUCAGGAAGUGCAGGCGGAGGCGAUCUACACCCACGCGUUUGACACCCACAAGGGCCCGAUCUUCGUGGGAGUCGAGCGUGAACUCUACGUGAGCAUGGAGAUCGUGUUCAUUAUCACCCGGCAUGUCAUGGCCUUCGGAAUGCGAUGA